UAUUAGAUAUUCAUAUAUCGAUGUUUGCAAGAGAUAUAAAAACAUCGAUACACCCAUUGAUGUUUCUCCACCCCUAGUAGAUUUGGUUUUGGAAAAUUCCCGAAAUCGCUGCGAGGCUGGAACCAAGUCGAUCCUAGCACAAACCCAUCCAAAAAAGCACAAAUCCCGCAGAUAUAUAGAGAUCCGCAGCUAUGGCCGACGAUUGGGAAUCAGCAGCAGACAGUGAAGUGGUCAUCCUGCCGAAUGUAGCCGCCAGCGUAAACAAAUGGGAGGGCGAGGACGAGGAUGAGGACAUCAAGGACAGCUGGGAGGACGAGGAGGAGAAGAAGGACGAGGAGAAGCCCACGAAAACAGAAGUCCCAGCCAAAACCAAGCCAAGCAAGGCACUAAAGGCCAAGUUGGAGCAGCAAGCGCGGCUGGAGGAGGAAGCGGAGGCGGAACGACUGGCCAACCUAUCGCCUGCGGAUAAACUGGCCGAGAAGCUGCGCCUGCAAAAGAUCCAGGAGGCCUCGGACCUUAAACACGCCCAAGACGCCUUUGGCGUGACGAGUACGAGCGGCGGCCUCGACGCUUUCAAUCCGGAAAGCAAGGAGGAGUUCAAGGAGUUUGGCUCCACGCUCAGCUGGAAGGUGGCCCAGUUCCGGGAAUCGGAGCACUUCCCCCAGUUCGUCGAAGAUCUGGUGCGCAGCCUAUGCGUGAAUCUGAGCGCCGCUGACAUCAAAAAGGUCAAAAUGAACGUGGAGAUAUUGCACUCGGAAAAGCUGAAGCUGGAAAAGGCCAAUGCCAAGAAGCCCGCUGGCAAGGGCAAGGGCAAGGUCACGCUGCGCACCGAGAACGACGACAUUGACGGCUACCAAAAGUACGGCAAUGACUUCACCGAAGACUAUGACGACUUCAUGUGAAUAGGAACUAUAUUGUAACCCGCAUAUAUCUAAUUAUUGAAUACAUAGUUGCUUGUUGAAGAGUUCUUCUUGUUAGAGAUGCUGCGCAGGAAAUUGAGUCCUUUGUUGAAUAUAAAAAAGCAGAACCUAUAUAAAUAUGUACAUAUAUAUUUAUAUGACCGUACAGAACACAAAACAAAACUAAAAACAGUCAGUCAAUCAAGAAACCUCAACGAACACGCAAAACCAACUCCAAACCGAAAGAAUAUUUAGGCAACUGACUUGUGGCAAAUGCAUAUGUCGUAUUCGGAAUGGCUUCUUGUGAAAUUCACUUUUGUAUAAAGAAUAAAUCUACAGAUCGAUAUUAAA
This is a messenger RNA of Drosophila subpulchrella, 1250 nucleotides long. It is a transcript of the gene eIF3j, whose product is annotated as eukaryotic translation initiation factor 3 subunit J. Gene Ontology annotation, cellular component: cytoplasm; eukaryotic translation initiation factor 3 complex. Gene Ontology annotation, molecular function: translation initiation factor activity. The transcript has 6 exons. Bases 192 to 902 code for a protein of 236 amino acids. The record is from RefSeq and is a predicted model, not a curated record. NCBI's taxonomy places the organism in Eukaryota, Metazoa, Arthropoda, Insecta, Diptera, Drosophilidae.